CCGUGAAGUAUAGAGGGCGAAUCGGGGAACGGUUAUAUGAGCUUCUAUCAGUCUGUGAUACCGAGUCGCAACGCGCGAGGAGUAAACCUUUCUAUUUUUAAAAACAGACUACUGCAUUACCGACUCCGGUCAUUCCUUCAUAUUAAUAAAAGAACCCGGAGAAGAGGAGCUUUCGACUGAGGUGCUACACGAUUGGGGGAAAGAGGGAACCUCACUUUAUCGCCCUGCGCCCUUAUCUGGAGUGAAGUCUUGUCUGGCCGCAACAACAGAAGUGGAGCUUUUGGACGAACUUCACUUGCACUAAUAGUUAUUUUAUUGGUUUCUGUGGGUUUUUUUUCUUGUUAUAUUAUUUUUCUUACAAACAAAUUAGGAGAUUUGGUCGUGCAGCAUGUACUCGAGCUUGGCGAUACCUUCCAACCCAUCCCCGUACGGGCACGACUCCGGGAAUUAUGUGCACGCACCGGCCAGCUCGCCUGUGUACGUGCCCAGCACGCGAGUGCCUGCUGCCAUGUUACAGUCGCUGCCAUACCUGCAGCCGUGCGAACCCACGCACCAGCCGCACGCGCUCGCGGGCCACCAUCACGCGUGGCCACCACAAUCUGCUGCUGAUGGCUCGUCGUUCGGCGCUGGAAGCCCGCAUGCUCACGCGCCCUCCGCCGCUUUCUCCUACACGCACAGUCCUCCUGCGACCGGCGGUGGCGGCACCUGUGGCGCUCGGGACCCUGCGUCCUAUCAGAGCCCGCUGGCGCUGAGUGGCGGCGCGCGCGGCACCGAUCAGUACGGUGGUGCUCUGGUGCGCUCCGUUGGCUCUUCUUAUUCAAGCCCAUAUGCGUACAUGGGCCACGACGUGAGUGGAUCAUGGGCGCCUGGUCAUUUCGACAGCAGUAUGAUCGGACUACAGGGACGCCAGGGAACUCUGACGGGCAGAAGGACCGGUCUAGACAUGUUGGAUGAAAUGGCGGUGGAGGGACGAGAGUGUGUGAACUGCGGCUCAAUCUCCACUCCGCUGUGGAGGCGCGAUGGAACCGGUCAUUAUCUGUGCAAUGCCUGCGGCCUCUAUCACAAGAUGAACGGUGUCAACCGGCCCCUCAUCAAACCCCAGAAACGACUGCAAACUACCUCCCGAAGGGCAGGCCUGUGUUGCACUAACUGUCACACCAGCACAACCACACUGUGGAGGAGAAAUGCAGAGGGAGAGCCUGUGUGUAAUGCCUGUGGCCUCUACAUGAAACUUCACGGGGUACCCAGGCCACUAGCUAUGAAGAAAGAAAGCAUUCAGACAAGAAAACGCAAACCCAAGAUUCCUAAAACCAAAGGGUCUUCUGUGUCUGGCACUACCUCUCCUACCUCUCAUCCCAUUUCAGAGAAUGCUUCAACAAUAAAAAGUGAACCCAACAUUGCUGCCUCGCCAUACGCCGGUCAAACGGUUGUGUCUGUCACACAGGCUUCAACACAGUUAAGCAGCACAAGCUCAGGCCAUGUGGACAUCAAAUACGAGGACUACUCAUUCACCUCGACAUCCAUCACCCCACAGAACACCUGGUGCGCGCUGUCCCAAGCAUGAUGCAGCCCAAGAAGCUGCCAUUCCUGUGCAAAAUAUCUCCCCAGUGCAAUCUUGGAAAAAGACUUUAUAACGUGAACUACCUAUUAAGCAGCCGACACUAACAAGCAAAACCCAGACUCCGGAGGAUGCCAGGCGACGGGAAGACAAUAUAUAAACUGACAAUAAAGUUUGAACAGAGUGUUUAUCUGUUGUUCAGUGUAAAUUUCAGGUCAUACCUGUAGACAUUUGUGGUGUAACACUAAACGGACGUCUCAAAAAAGCAUUUUAACUGAAUGAAGGACAACAAAACGAAGGACAAAAUCAAAUGCACAUUUUAAACCAUGAUGUUUCAUGAUAAGCUUCUUCACAAGUGAAUCAUUUUUAAGAUACAUUAUUUAUGUUGAGAUAGGAACAUAAAGGUUUUCAGUAUACUCUUUCUGUGUUUUUCUUCCAGGGAAUAUAUUUUACGGUCAUAAUGAUAUCUAAACACACACACACACACACACACACACACACACACACACACACACACACACACACACACACACACACACAGACACGCACACAGGCUUUGGAAAAACUCCUCAUUGCUUCUACUGAUUCGUAUUUCUGACAAUUAAUCUGAAGUGCAAUGACUCACUUUUUUUUUCAAAGUUUUGAAAAUGGACGUGAUUAUUUUAAUUAUUUUAAGAAUUUUGUUCUCUUCAAAAUAUAUUAACCUUAAUUUUAUUUUUGCUGUAUUUUGUUGAUAUAUAAUGGAAUUACACAUUUGUUUUAUUGAAUAUAAAACUCAGUAUUAGAUAUUG
Tachysurus vachellii is the source of this 2349-nucleotide messenger RNA. It is a transcript of the gene gata5, whose product is annotated as GATA binding protein 5. The record is from RefSeq and is a predicted model, not a curated record. Gene Ontology annotation, molecular function: RNA polymerase II cis-regulatory region sequence-specific DNA binding; zinc ion binding; DNA-binding transcription factor activity, RNA polymerase II-specific. Gene Ontology annotation, biological process: cell fate commitment; negative regulation of transcription by RNA polymerase II; cardiac muscle tissue development. The transcript is spliced from 7 exons. Gene Ontology annotation, cellular component: nucleus. Bases 389 to 1564 code for a protein of 391 amino acids. NCBI's taxonomy places the organism in Eukaryota, Metazoa, Chordata, Actinopteri, Siluriformes, Bagridae.